AUAUAUAGACUGAGGCACAGGGAGUGCAAGGCACACCCCAGGGCUGUGGAGACUGAGCUGUCCUGACGAGAUGAGGCUGCUGCUGCUGCUGCUCCUGCUGUGUCUGGGGCUGACCCUCGUCUCUGCCCGGAAGUCAAAAAACCCGGUUGUGACGAGCAACUUUGAUCUUUCAAGGAUUACAGGGAACUGGUAUUCCAUUCUCUUGGCUUCCGACCAGAAGGAUAAGAUUGUUGAAAAUGGUAGCAUGAGGGUUUUUGUGAAAACCAUGGACGUGUGGCAAAAUGGUACUCUGUACCUUGUCUAUCAUGCAAAGGAAAAUGGAGUGUGUGUUGAAAUUCCUAUGGUUUGUGACAAGACAGAAAACAACGGUGAAUUCUCCCUUGACUAUGAUGGAUACAAUCUAUUUCAUAUAGUUGAAACAGACUAUAUAAACUACCUCAUGUUUCAUCUCUUUAAUAGCAACAAUGGCAAAACAUUCCAAACGAUGGAGCUCUAUGGUCGAAAACCAAAUGCAAGUUCUAAACUCAAGGCAAGAUUUGUAGAAAUAUGUGGGAAAAAUGGAAUUGGUGCAGAAAAUGUACUCGACCUAACUCUAACUGAUCGCUGUCUCCAGGCCCGGGAGAGCAGCUCAGCCCUUACCUCCAGUGCCUAGUGGGCGCUUCUCUGCCAUGUUCUGCACCGCCUGCGAGAUCAGCCAUCUGCCAUCUCGUCUCCCUCAUAACUGCAUGUGAAGAUACUCAUCUGCAUCUCCAGGAUCUUUCCUCAUUGUCUAGCAAGCAUCAUCAGCUCACCGAGAAUCAGAGGUUUUCUCCAAAUUUUUAUUUUCUGGGCCAUAUGCAGGAGAAGACUGCCACCAUUGAGAUCUCCCUCUCUACCACCAAUAAAUGAUUAGCCCCGCAA
Condylura cristata (star-nosed mole) is the source of this 900-nucleotide messenger RNA. RefSeq names its product major urinary protein 4-like. The record is from RefSeq and is a predicted model, not a curated record. The transcript has 7 exons. Gene Ontology annotation, molecular function: small molecule binding; odorant binding. Lineage: Eukaryota; Metazoa; Chordata; Mammalia; Eulipotyphla; Talpidae. Bases 71 to 652 code for a protein of 193 amino acids.